Messenger RNA from Lutzomyia longipalpis, 153 nucleotides. RefSeq lists its product as uncharacterized. Lineage: Eukaryota; Metazoa; Arthropoda; Insecta; Diptera; Psychodidae. The coding region runs from base 1 to 153 and encodes 50 amino acids. The record is from RefSeq and is a predicted model, not a curated record. The transcript has a single exon.
AUGGAUAAAGUGAUAACAAGUGGACCAGAGUUUAUUGUGUUUAUGUUCAACAAAAUGCUGUUGAAAAUUGAGAACAUUCUACUGCAGAGUCAUAGACAACGUGAAACGACGGGAAUUAAGAAAUUGUACAAUUCCUUCUUCGUCCUAUUUUAA